AUGGACAUCAGGCUUGGAUACGAGGUUCCGGGAACAGCGUCAUUAAAAAACAGAGUAAACAUCCUUAAAGGACUGACAGGCCAUGCCCAUAUCAAAGCUGUUCUGGUUUUGUUUUCAAAAGACAAAGACAUUUUGAAUACACGUUUUAAGCAGGAUGGCCUUAGCCCAAUUAACAAUACAGAAAACAAUGGUUUAGGAGCCAGGCGCACGCGGCGUUCAACAAAGAAGUCGAACCGAACCAACAGAAAAAGAAAAGUGUGUCAAGUAAAAGAUUUUAAAGUUGACUUUAAUACAAUCGGCUGGGGUAAAUGGAUAGUGCAUCCGAAACAUUUUAACGCAAAGGUGUGUGUAGGAAUUUGUCCAUCACCAAGCAAAGACAGUCUGUCGCCAAGCAACCACGCGAUGCUACAAGGCAUGAUGAGGGCCAACACUCGCGGCAAGAAAAGGAAGGUCUCUAUGCCGUGUUGUGUUCCUACAAAACUGAAACCACAAAGUAUGCUGUAUUACGAAGGAAACGAACUUGUUGUCCGCCAUCACCAUGACAUGGUCGUGGAUGAGUGCGGGUGUCGGUAA
Pecten maximus is the source of this 573-nucleotide messenger RNA. RefSeq names its product nodal homolog. Gene Ontology annotation, cellular component: extracellular region. The record is from RefSeq and is a predicted model, not a curated record. Gene Ontology annotation, molecular function: cytokine activity; type I activin receptor binding; growth factor activity. Lineage: Eukaryota; Metazoa; Mollusca; Bivalvia; Pectinida; Pectinidae. The transcript has a single exon. Gene Ontology annotation, biological process: SMAD protein signal transduction; BMP signaling pathway. The coding region runs from base 1 to 573 and encodes 190 amino acids.